GCUGUCCGCGUCCCGGGUGCUGAACUGUAUACAGGAGGGGCCCAGAGAUUUCCUUUGCAUGACAGCUUCCGGUGCAAAACAGCUUAUCUGGCUUGGCUCCUUUCAGCGGCGCUGCGGUUAGACGCUGGGAAAUCGGAGAGCCCUGUUGCAGGAACCUGUGUCAGAAAAGUGAUAGUUAAUCCGCAGCAGGUGGUAGCGGCUGCAGGGAAAGCGUUUGAGGGGACCAAUGGCGGUUGCGCGCAGGAAAACAUGGCAAAGCAGGCAAGUGGGGUCUCUUCUCCUUUUUAUGUGCGUGUCUGUGGGGAGUACAGCAACCAUCCGCUACUCCGUGGCGGAGGAGAUGGAAAGUGGCUCAUUUGUGGCCAAUGUGGCUAAGGACUUAGGACUGGAGGUGGGGAAACUGUCUGCGCGCGGGGCGCGGCUGGUUCCCGAGGGCAACAAGCUGCACUUCCGGCUCCACCGCAAGACAGGAGAUUUGUUUGUAAAGGAGAAACUGGAUCGGGAGUCUCUUUGUGGCAAAGCCGACCCGUGCGUUUUGCACUUUGAAAUUGUCCUAGUGGAGCCCUUGCAGUCCUUCCGUGCGGAAGUCAGGGUAUUUGAUAUCAAUGACAAUGCACCCAUUUUUCUAAACAACGAGCCUGUGUUAAAGAUCCCAGAAAGCACCCCCUUGGGUUCACGUUUUCCUCUGCAGAGCGCCCAGGAUCUGGACGUCGGCCUCAACGGUCUCCAGAACUACACCCUGAGCCCCAAUGCAUAUUUCCACCUGCACACCCGCUUCCGCAGCCACAGGCCCAAAUACGCCGAGCUAGUGCUGGACAAGCCCCUGGACAGAGAGGAGCAGCCUGAAAUCAACUUAACAAUUACAGCAGUGGAUGGUGGGUCCCCACCCAAGUCUGGCACAGCCCAUAUCCAUGUGGUGAUUCUGGAUGUCAACGACCAUGUGCCCCAGUUCUCACGCCUGGUGUACCGCGCUCAGGUACCAGAGAAUAGCGCCAACGGUUCUUUUGUGGUCCUGGUGACAGCCAUGGACCUAGAUGAGGGCUCCAACAAGGAGAUAACUUACUCUUUAGCUCAAAAUCCAGAAACAGUUCUCCAGACGUUUCAGAUUGACUCUCAAACUGGAGAGAUUCGACUCCGAGGACCCCUAGAUUUUGAAGCCACAGAAACAUAUGACAUUGAUAUUCAAGCUACAGAUGGAGGAGGCCUCUCUGCACAUAGCAAAGUCCUGGUGGAUGUCGUUGAUAUAAAUGACAAUCCUCCUGAAGUGACGGUUUCUUCUGUGUGCAGCCCUCUUCCUGAGGACUCACCACCACAGACUAUAGUGGCGCUCUUCACGAUCCGCGACCGGGAUGUGCGAGGGGGAGGAAAAAUCACCUGCUUCCUCAAAGAAGAAGACCUUCCUUUUGUAGUCAAACCUACAUUACGAAAUUCUUACUCGCUAGUCACUGACAGAAGCUUGGAUCGGGAGGAUAUCUCAAGCUACAACAUCACCCUUGUUGCCAUGGAUACUGGACCACCUGACCUGUCCACAGAGACUGUGAUAGAGGUGCUAAUAUCUGACAUUAAUGACAAUCCUCCAGUGUUUCAGGAAGGUUCUUACAUCUUAACUGUUCGAGAAAACAAUAGCCCUGCAAUUUUUAUUGGUAAAGUCCAUGCUGAAGAUUUAGAUUUGGGUGAGAAUGCCCAAGUAACAUAUUCUCUGCUGCCCCCUAGGAGUGGAGAUCUAUCAGUAUUUGCUUAUAUCUCCAUAAAUUCAGACAAUGGGAAGCUCUAUGCACUAAGAACCAUGGAUUAUGAGGCCAUUCAAAAUUUUCAGUUUGUGGUGAAGGCAACUGAUGGGGGUCUCCUGUCACUGAGUACCCAAGUUACUGUCAGAGUGGUUGUACUGGAUGACAAUGACAACCGUCCAAUGAUCUUGUACCCCCUGCAAAAUGGUACUUUGCCCUGUAAUGACCUGGUGCCCAGGUCUGCAGAAGUCAGUUAUCUCGUGACAAAAGUGGUGGCUGUUGAUGGUGACUCAGGUCAGAAUUCUUGGCUUUCAUACCAUCUACUUAAAGCUACUGACCUUGGGUUAUUCUCUGUUCAACGACAAAAUGGGGAAAUCCGUACACUGAGGCAGAUAACUGAGAGAGAUCCCAUGGUGCAGAAACUUAUCAUUCUUGUUCAGGAUCAUGGUCAACCAGCUCUCUCCACCACUGCCUCACUCAGCAUCCUGCUGGUGGACGGCUUCUCAGAGCCCUACCUGCAGUUUCGGAGUCCACCCACACAUUCUCUGAAGGUAAAUCCAUCCACUAAAUACUUGGUCAUUUCUCUGGCUGUGCUUUCUUUUCUUUUUCUACUCUCUGUCAUGAUGAUUUCUGCUAUACACAUCUAUCAGAAGAUCAAACAUAGAGGCAAGCUCACAAUUCAAGAACAUUUCUAUGAUGACUGCAAUUUCCCUAACAAUCUGGUACAAGCAGGAGGCAAUGGAUCUUUAUCACAGGCUUGUGCAUAUGACAUGUGCUCAGCCACCGGCACUGGAAAUAGUGACUUCUGGUUUCUUAAGCGCUUUAUGCCCAAUUUCCCUUUCCCCCAUGCCACUGCAGAUGUAAAAACAGAGGACAGCUCCUCUUUACCUCCAGAUUCUAAUAGGAAUAGGUCUCAGGGGUCAGAGUGCCAUUCCCAGGUAUCUGAUAAGUAUAUGUAGCUUUUACUAACAGCUCUUGGUGAGAGAAUAUACUUGUAUGCAUAGUUUUCCCACCUACACUGAAACAACAAUAGCAAUGGACUGCAGCUUUAGUGGAGACAGAGGAAUGCCCAAUUUGGUGAAAAUGGGAAAUUCAGAGCGAGGGUUGGUUUACUUAGUACAAAACAGUCAUCCUGACCCUCAGAUCUUAUAUUUGUAAUAUCUUUGAGUUUGAAAUUCUGUUUAAAGAAAUGUCAUUAUCUAUGAACAUAUAUAUGGUAGGAACUUCUCAAUUUUCAUCUCCUUUAUGCUAGGCAAGUAAUGAUUGAGUCCUUAUUUAAGUUUCCUCUGGAAGUUUGUUGGUCCUGGUCCAGGAAAUACUUAGUCUCAUGGAGAUAUCCUGCUAUUUUAUCUUUAUUUUUCAGUAGAAAGUUAUGUACAUAAGGAAGAGAUUUACUUCCCAUUUUGAUACAUUAGGAAGCAAUUAGAUUGGACAAACAGAAAUGUAGUUUGUUUUUCAGAAAUUUCUAGAUUUUUGUCCCUGAUUAGUGGUUAUCUUUGAGUCAACAUCUUGCAUGUUAUCAUUCAUAAUUAAAUGGAGUGGGGAAACCAGUUGAGCUUCUUUUGAUGAGUACUACAUUAUUCUGGGUUCUCUCAUUCUACAGUGGAAAAAAAGAAUAUCAAAACAUUAGUUCAUAUUAGGGAUGAUGCUAAUACUUUUCACCGUGCUUAAAAAUUUAAAGUUUGCCUUAAAUAUGUGCCUUAUUUAUGCAAAUUUAUACUCACUAUGAUGCAUCCUCCUCCCUCUCAAAUAGAAAGAUACAAUAUUUGUACUUGGACUUGUAAUGGUAGAGUAAUAGCUUUCAAAGUAUGCCAUAAUGUAUUUAUUGAUAUAUGUUUCAUUCUUGGAUUUAUGACUGAUACCUAAUGGCUGUUUACUUGGUGGCCCAGAAUAUACUAAAAUUUAGUGCUGUUAUUUUUUAAAUGUUAUAGAUUCUUAGGGCAGAAUUUGUGUAACCAAGGGCUGUCCUCAAUAUUUUCUUUAAUAUUUUGAGAAUAUAUGAAACAAAUGAAAAAUAAUGAUGAAAUAUUUUCUCAUUAAUGUUAAAUAUUUUCCAUAAAUCGAGUUACAAUCUUGAUUUUUUGGAGUAAAAAAUCUUUCUUGCACAAAAGCGUAUUCCAGGAUGAUUGGGUUAGGACUGGUUAAGGCAGACUGAAAUCAGGGGCUUUGAGGGAGCAAGCACAGAGGAUUAACUUUGAUAGGUGAACAGUAAUUAAUGAAAUGUGAUUAAGUAAGGAUGACUGAAUCAGCUGUAUUUCACUAUAUAUAAUGAUGUAAACAUAACAGUCUUCCUUAAUGUCAAAAUGAGGAAAGAAAAUGGUGGACAGCAGUGAUUUUAAGACUGAAUGCCGGGCUGGGGAUGUGGUUCAGCUGCA
This is a messenger RNA of Chinchilla lanigera (long-tailed chinchilla), 4102 nucleotides long. It is a transcript of the gene Pcdhb1, whose product is annotated as protocadherin beta 1. Gene Ontology annotation, cellular component: plasma membrane. Gene Ontology annotation, biological process: homophilic cell-cell adhesion. The coding region runs from base 227 to 2686 and encodes 819 amino acids. The record is from RefSeq and is a predicted model, not a curated record. Lineage: Eukaryota; Metazoa; Chordata; Mammalia; Rodentia; Chinchillidae. The transcript has 2 exons. Gene Ontology annotation, molecular function: calcium ion binding.